CAGAUAUGCCGUCUCCGACAGAAAUCCUAAAGAAGGAGCUGGAGGAAGAGCUGAAGCUAAGCAGCGAGGAUUUGAGAAGUCAUGCCUGGUACCAUGGGCCACUCUCCCGCCAGGAGGCUGAGGGGCUCUUACAGAAAGAUGGCGAUUUUCUCAUUCGUGACUCGCUCUCCUCCCCUGGUGACUACGUCCUAAGUUGUGUUAGCUCCAAGAUGGUUCUGCACUUCAAGAUCAUUGCCGUUAGCUUGCGUCCUCGGCGAGGGAUCGCACGUACCCUCUACCAGCUGGAGCAGGAUCAGUUUGACAACAUUCCCGCCCUUGUUCGAUCCUACGUAGGAGAUAAGAGGGCGGUGUCUGAAUCCUCAAUGGCAGUCAUAGAGAAUCCUGUCAACAGGAACCUUCCUCUAAGUUUGCCUCGGGAGAGGCAGGAGGCCCAGAAGGCAAACAAGGAAAACAGACGGAGUCUUCAGGUGACAGAUAACAGCUUGCUCAGGACCAAAGACAGGUUUGGGAGCCAACCUGGCAAUCUGGACAUCUUGAAGGAAAUACCGUUACAGAGUGCUCAGUCCGACAGCAACUUGCUCUCAGCUAUCACAGCAGAAACAUCAGGGUCUCCAGAGGACACAUCCACUAUCCCACUAUCGCCUAUUUUCCGAACAGGCAGCGACCCAGUCCUCAGAUCCAAACUUCAAUCAACCCAGCCUCUGGACUGCGAUGGUAACAAUGCCUUGAGGGGUUCGGACAGCCAGCUACACUCCAAGGCUCCACCCAAGCCCAUACGGGCUCCUUCACUGCUGCUUCCAGACCCUCCUGAUGGGAUGGACACCUAUUGUGAGUUGGUCCCUCGUGUCCCGGAGACCUCUCGGAGAUAUGUGGACACUUUGAAAGUUGAGGAACGGUGGAAGAACCGUGCCCGAGCCACAGAAACCACUUUUGGUUUCCUGGACUCAGACAAGUCCCCGGAUGUGAUCCAGUCAGGAAAGGGUCACUUUGAACUAGACAAUUCUAAAAGCCCUAAACCACUCUACGCUGAGGUUGCCAAAGCAAAACUGGUCCACCGGGAGGUGGAUAAAUCUAGGACAGUUAUUUCCGAAAGCAAUAAACACAAACAGGUCCAUUCACCGGAGGAAAGGCCUAAAGUAGAACAUUCUAGAGCUGAACAUCUUAGCCAACCCCAUCAUAAACCAAGACUUUCCAAGAUGGACCAUGUGAUAUUGGAGAAUGCUGAAUGUGAGGAUGGUUUCAUCAGGCCGCAGAUUCAGACUGUAACGUCUUUCAAUCCCAAAACCUUUCAAUCUAUACUACUGCCGCCAGAAAACAAGCCUCUGGAACCGCAUGCUCUGCGCAAACUGAAAGAGAUUGUUAGUCAAAGAGACUGCAGGGAGAGCGCCCUCCAUAUACUUCGUGAAGACUGCCAAGAAAUUCGUAUCUGGGGGGUGACCAAGGAGCAGCAGAGAAGUAUGGGGAUGAAGUCAGGCCUGGAAUUGCUUACAUUACCCUACGGACAGCAGCUGAGACGGGAUCUGCUGGAGAGGCACCACCUGCUGUCUCUGGGGGUAGCUGUGGAUAUCCUGGGCUGUACCGGAGCUGUGACAGAGAGAGCGCACACCCUGCACCGCAUAAUCCACCUGGCGAUAGAGCUGAAAGACUUUGCUGGAGAUCUUUUUGGCUUCUCGGCUGUUAUGAAGGCCCUGACACUGCCCCAGGUUGCCCGCCUAGAACUAACGUGGCAAGCGCUCCGACAAACGCACACCGACAGCGCCAUCGCCUUCCACAAACAGCUGAAGCCGGCCUUACGGGAAAUGGAGGAAUGCAUGUCACUGCCAUCACCAACCAAUAUAGUGGUGCCGUACAUUCUGCCAGUUCUCAAGGCCUUGGAAGGAGAAGACGACUGGGGUGGCCCGGUGGAGGAGAGCUGUGGGCGGCUCCUGCGUGUACUGCAAGCAGCGCGAACAUACGCCGCGAAUGAGGAGACUUAUCAUAAUAAUGCUGAGAACAAGCUAACAGGGUUUGUUCCUCAGCCCGAACUAAGAGAGGCCUUCCAGACGGAGUUCUCCCUAAGGAUGUUCUGGGGGACUAAAGGUGCUACCGUUGAACAAAGUGAAAGAUACAAGAAGUUCCACCAGAUCCUGAAUGUUUUAUCCCAGAAACUGGAGCCAGAAACUCAAAGAAGUAGGCUAGCGAGUUCUAUAUAUGGAACGGCCUACUAGACUGAUAUCUAGGAAGAGUAAGUUGUUUAUAUUGAGAGAUUCAGUUAUGGGAUUCUGAACCAUGUAUCUAGAUCCACCUAAGCCAACCGCAAGAUGGUCAGCUACUGUGUAUAUCUACUGGACCAAAGUUUCUGCAUCCA
Messenger RNA from Nanorana parkeri, 2347 nucleotides. Its product is annotated as breast cancer anti-estrogen resistance protein 3-like. Gene Ontology annotation, molecular function: phosphotyrosine residue binding; guanyl-nucleotide exchange factor activity. Lineage: Eukaryota; Metazoa; Chordata; Amphibia; Anura; Dicroglossidae. The record is from RefSeq and is a predicted model, not a curated record. Gene Ontology annotation, biological process: positive regulation of peptidyl-serine phosphorylation; small GTPase-mediated signal transduction. The transcript is spliced from 9 exons. Bases 6 to 2207 code for a protein of 733 amino acids.